AUGAUUAUGAUUAUGAUGAUAAUUAAAUACGGUUUUAAUUGUUCGCUUGUAUCUUUUUUUUUUAUGUUCAAAAAUACUCCUCACAUCACUAAACGCUUCCCAACACCAUGUCGUUACUAUGCCCAAGGAAGCUGUAGAGCGGGCCAAGAGUGUGUCUUUUCUCAUGUGCUACCACUCCAAGGCAAACCCAGUGAAAUACCUCAUCCAGUUCUUCUCUGUCCAUCAGAUGACAUGGCAAACUCACUUCAAAGUGCCAUUCGUGACUUGGAAUUAGAUCAACUUGAGAAUAAGUACAGACCAUUCUACAAAAGUACAAAUAUCACAACCUUAGUUACAAUCAUUGAACUAGUCAUUCCAUCCAACCAUCCACUACUUGCACAUUUCUUUUUGUUUAUUCCUUCAGACUAUCCUGACGCUCAUUGUGUCCUUCAACUCGAUUCAUCUCUCUCACUUGAGAUCCAGAGUCGAGUACAGCAAGCAUUUGAAGAUCAUGCUUGGCAUCACAAUAGACACACAACCCUAGUGCAACAGCUGGACUGGUUAUGCACUCAUCAUUUUUCUCUGUUUCCAGCAUAA
Molecule: messenger RNA, 576 nt
Organism: Phycomyces blakesleeanus NRRL 1555(-)
Lineage: Eukaryota; Fungi; Mucoromycota; Mucoromycetes; Mucorales; Phycomycetaceae
Product: CCCH-type zinc finger transcription factor
Exons: 4
Coding region: 1-576 (191 amino acids)
Molecular function (GO): metal ion binding
Source: RefSeq, a predicted model, not a curated record